This is a messenger RNA of Babesia ovata, 393 nucleotides long. RefSeq names its product sugar kinase, putative. The record is from RefSeq and is a predicted model, not a curated record. The transcript has 2 exons. Lineage: Eukaryota; Apicomplexa; Aconoidasida; Piroplasmida; Babesiidae. The coding region runs from base 1 to 393 and encodes 130 amino acids.
AUGUCUCGCUGGGGUGGUAAACUAACCGGCACCCCGCUGGCAGUACCCCUUAAGCCAGAUGUGUCUUCAGGGGUAGUUGAAGGUUCCGGAGUGGGUGCCUUUGCAGGUUUCGUCUCUGGAACUUUUGCUGUGAAUACGGUUUUGACCGGUUCAGCGACGUCGCCAGCGAUCCUUUGUCAUGUCGAGGAUGCAGCUGUACAGAGCUUCGCUUUGCGUGCGGCCUUCCCCAAGCAUAAAGGCUGUGUUUGCUUUCAUAGCUUCGAAAAAUUGGUCAGGUGUCAUAUCCAUGACCUUCUUGUUUCCCAUGGCGUCGAAGGUGGUCAACUUGUAUCGCUCGGCCUUAGGGUCCUCGCUACUGCAGAGGACCGCAACCAAAAUGAUUGUGAGAAUUAG